This is a messenger RNA of Klebsormidium nitens, 841 nucleotides long. The record is from the annotation of a GenBank genome assembly. Lineage: Eukaryota; Viridiplantae; Streptophyta; Klebsormidiophyceae; Klebsormidiales; Klebsormidiaceae.
GCUUUCGCCUCGUGGUCUGUCCAGCUCAAUGCUCGUUUGCUGAUUCGUCAGAUUCCUUUGCGCCUUUCCUUCAGAAACGCUUCCAAGCUUUCUUUGGCUGCCAUCGUCGUUCAAGUUGCCCUUUUUACAUUCCGGCGCAGUCUUCCAAGUUUCUACUUGAAAGAAACCUGUGGUCAUCAGCAAAAUGGCGCUGGCGGAGAGCAGAGAAAACUAUGUCUAUAGCGCCAAAUUGGCUGAGCAGGCGGAACGAUAUGAUGAGAUGGUGGAGGCCAUGAAGAAGGUGGCCAAGCUAGACGUGGAGCUGACGGUCGAGGAGCGGAAUCUCCUGUCAGUAGGGUACAAGAAUGUUAUCGGCGCACGGCGAGCAUCAUGGAGGAUCAUGUCCUCAAUUGAGCAGAAAGAGGACAACAAGGGAAACGAGACCAACGUGAAGAGGAUCAAGGAGUACCGGCACAAGGUCGAGACAGAGCUUUCAAACAUCUGCAAUGACAUCCUAACCAUCAUCGACGAGAAUCUGAUUCCCUCAUCAGACACGGGCGAGUCAAAAGUCUUCUACUACAAGAUGAAGGGAGACUACUACCGGUAUUUGGCUGAGUUCAAGAGCGGGAACGAGCGCAAGGAGGCCGCUGAGAACUCCCUAGGGGCUUACAAGGCUGCCUCAGAGAUCGCCCAGGUGGACCUCCCCCCCACCCACCCCAUCAGGCUGGGCCUGGCCCUCAACUUCUCCGUCUUCUACUACGAGAUUCUGAACUCACCCGAAAGAAGGGGGUUACUCGCUAAAGUUUCGAUCUCGGUCAACGUGGUCAACCCGGGCGUGCCACCUGGCAAAGCAGGCGUUUGA